AUGAAAAUGACUAUUAAGAAAUCAAACAAAUUGGCACAAGUAACAAUUCUGAAGCAGAUCCUAAGAAGAUGUUCAAGCCUAGAAGAAAAAGACAAGAAUUGUCUUCCUCAUGAUGUUCCUAAAGGUCAUUUUGCUGUUUAUGUUGGAAAAAACAGGAGUAGAUAUGUUGUUCCAAUUUCUAUCCUUAAUCAACCUGAGUUUCAGUGUCUUCUUAGGCAAGCAGAAGAAGAAUUCGGUUUUGAUCAUGACAUGGGUCUUACUCUUCCUUGUGAAGAAGUUGUCUUUGUAUCUCUUACAUCUAUGUUGAAACCUACAUAUUUGAGUUACUAUUCCGAUUAUUUUCUAGUGGACUGUACGUAUCAUUAA
Molecule: messenger RNA, 366 nt
Organism: Impatiens glandulifera
Lineage: Eukaryota; Viridiplantae; Streptophyta; Magnoliopsida; Ericales; Balsaminaceae
Product: auxin-responsive protein SAUR50-like
Exons: 2
Coding region: 1-366 (121 amino acids)
Biological process (GO): response to auxin
Source: RefSeq, a predicted model, not a curated record